GAGCUGUGGCCCUCAAGAACCUUGAAAUUAAAGAAAAUGCCCUGAGUCAACUGGAUGUACCAUUUAAAGAUAAAGUUGGUCAUAUAGGUAAUCUUAAACUUAUAAUUCCAUGGAAAAACCUUUAUACCCAACCAGUAGAAGCUGUAUUGGAAGAAAUUUAUUUACUCAUAGUGCCUUCUUCUAGAAUAAAAUAUGAUCCUUUAAAAGAAGAAAAGCAACUUAUGGAAGCAAAGCAAAAGGAAUUAAAAAGAAUAGAAGAUGCAAAACAGAAAGUAGUCGAUCAAGAACACCAUCGGGAGGAGAAACAGGAUACUUUUGCAGAAAAAUUAGUUACUCAAAUCAUAAAAAAUCUUCAAGUGAAAAUUUCUGAUAUCCAUAUUCGUUAUGAAGAUGAUAUUACAAAUCGAGAUAAACCGCUGUCGAUUGGUAUUUCCCUUCAAAAUCUCAGCAUGCAGACAACUGAUCAAUAUUGGAUUCCAUGUUUACAUGAUGAAACUGAGAAACUUGUUCGUAAGCUAAUCCGAUUGGAUAACCUUUUUGCCUAUUGGAAUGUGAAUUCUCGGAUGUUUUAUUUUAAUAAUUAUGAUGAGUCAUUGGACAGCUUGAGGGAUGGCAUUGUCAAGGAAAAUAUUGUUCCAGUAGGAUAUGAUUUUGUAUUUCGGCCCAUAUCUGCUAAUGCCAAACUUCAGAUAAAUCGCCGAUCAGAUUUUGACUUUUCUUCCCCCAAAAUAAACUUGGAUGUUGAGUUACAUAACAUAGCAAUUGAAUUUAAUAAACCACAGUAUUUCAGUGUUAUGGAGCUUCUUGAAUCAAUUGACAUGAUGACACAAAAUCUGCCAUAUAGAAAAUUCAAACCGGAUGUACCUCUUCACCACCAUGCCAGGGAAUGGUGGGCUUAUGCUAUAUCUGGUGUUCUUGAAGUAAAUGUUUGCCCCAGACUGCGGAUGUGGUCAUGGAAGCAUAUUAGAGAACAUAGGCAAAAAAUGAAGCAAUAUAAAGAACUGUAUAAAAAAAAGUUAACAAGUAAGAAGCCAGCUGGUGAAAUUCUCAUGUCUUUGGAGGAGUUGGAAAAAGCUCUUGAUGUCUUUAAUAUAACUAUAGCUAGACAACAGGCAGAAGUUGAGGUAAAGAAAGCUGGAUACAAGAUUUACAAAGAAGGGGUAAAAGACCCAGAGGAUAAUAAAGGAUGGUUUGGUUGGCUGUGGACUUGGUCAGAAUCAAGUACUAAAGAGGAACCAGAUAUUAAACCUGGAAUUCUUGAAGAAAUGUUAACCCCUGAAGAAAAAGCUUUACUCUAUGAAGCAAUUGGCUACAGUGAAACAGCAGUUGAUCCAACCUUGCCAAAAACAUUUGAAGCUGUGAAGUUGUCUAUUCACUUGAAAAGCAUGUCCAUUGUUCUGCGAGAAAAAGAGCAAACUCCUGAGCUGUUGGAUAUCAUAAUAGAAGAGUUUAGCACUUUGAUUGUGCAGAGACCAGGAGCACAAGCAAUAAAAUUUGAAACCAGAAUAGAUUCGUUUCAUGUUACUGGCUUACCAGAUGACUUAGAAAAACCUCGCCUCUUGUCUUCACUAGACGAUGCUAUGUCACUCUUCCAGAUUACAUUUGAGAUAAAUCCACUAGAUGAAACUGUUGCUCAAAGGUGUAUCAUUGAAGCUGAACCUUUAGAAAUGAUAUAUGAUGCUAGAACAGUGAAUAGUAUAGUGGAAUUCUUCAGACCUCCGAAAGAUGUACACCUAGAACAGCUCACUUCUGCGACUUUGACAAAACUGGAAGAAUUUCGAGAUAAGACAGCAACAGGUCUCCUAUAUAUUAUUGAAACACAGAAAGUUCUCUAUCUCAAAAUUAAUUUGAAGGCUUCAUAUAUUAUUGUCCCACAAGAUGGAAUUUUUAGUCCUACAUCAAAUCUACUUAUUUUGGAUCUUGGUCAUCUAAAGGUGACAAGCAAAACUCGCUCAGAAUUACCAGAUGUCAAACAAGGUGGGGCCAAUCUUGAAGAGAUAAUGCAUAGAGCUUAUGAUUCCUUUGAUGUUCAGCUUACAAGCAUACAACUGCUUUACAGCAGAGUUGGUGAUAAUUGGAAAGAAGCACGAAAACUCAAUGUUUCCACACAGCAUAUUUUGGUACCCAUGCACUUCAACGUGGAACUGUCAAAGGCCAUGGUUUCCAUGGAUUUAAGGAUGCCUAAAUUCAAGAUUUUUGGAAAGUUACCUCUCGUUUGUUUACGAAUCUCAGAUAAAAAACUGCAAGGGAUUAUGGAAUUGGUUGAAAGCAUUCCAAAACCUGAAUUUGGAGCUGAAGUAUCUGCCCCUGCUAAGUCCUUUCAGAUUUCAACUGCUACUUUGGGAACAGCACAGAUUUCACAGAAAAUAAUUCCUCUCUUGGAACUUCAGUCUGUUUCUGAAGACGAUUCAGAGGAGGAAUUUUAUGAUGCACCAUGUAGUCCCUUGGAAGAGUCUCUUCAAUUUCCAUCCUCAGCUAAAUGUAUUCGACACAAAAAGUUACAAAAGCGAGAUGGUGUAAAAAAUAUGACUGAGUUAAAAAUGCUGUUUGAAGUAGUGGAGGUUUUGAUCCAGUUUUACCACCUGGUUGGAGAUUGUGAACUACCCGUGAUAGAGAUUGAUCUUUUAGGCUUGGGCACAGGAAUUGAAAUUAGAACAUUUGAUUUGAAAGCAAAUGCCUUUUUGAAAGAGUUCUGCUUAAAAUGCCCAGAGUACUCUGAUGUAAAUAAGAAGCCAGUUUAUUUGAUUACAACACUGGAUAACACAAUGGAAGAUCUGUUAACAUUGGAAUACGUGAAGGCUGAAAAGAAUGUACCCAACUUAAAAAGUACCUAUAACAAUGUCAUGCAACUGCUUAAGGUUAAUUUUUCCUCUUUGGACAUUCAUUUACACACUGAAGCACUUCUGAAUACAAUAAAUUAUCUGAAUAAUAUCUUUCCACAAUCAGAGGAGAAACCAGCCUCAGUGCCUACUGUGGAGAGUGAAGACAGAGGAGAUGUCAUUAAAAAAUUAGCUUUAAAACUAUCCACGAAUGAAGAUAUUAUUACCUUGCAGAUUUUAGCAGAGUUAUCAUGUUUACGGAUCUUUAUUCAAGACCAGAAACGCAACAUUUCAGAAAUUACGAUCGAAGGGCUUGAUUCUGAGAUGAUUAUGAGGUGUUCAGUAACGGAAAUCAAUGCAAAGCUGAGGAAUAUAAUCAUUUUGGAUUCUGAUAUGACAGCUAUCUACAAAAAGGCUGUUUAUAUCACCGGAAAAGAAGUUUUCAGCUUCAAAAUGAUUAAUUACAUGGAUGCAACUGCUGGUUCUGCAUACACAGAUAUGAAUGUGGUUGACGUUCAGGUUAAUUUAACUGUUGGUUGCAUCGAAGUAGUUUUUGUCACAAAAUUUCUGUAUUCUAUAUUGGCUUUUAUAGAUAACUUUCAAGCAGCUAAACAGGCGUUGGCGGAGGCGACUGUCCAGGCGGCAGGAAUGGCUGCUACUGGUGUCAAAGAACUGGCACAGCGGAGUUCCCGGAUGGCACUGGAUGUGAACAUCAAGGCCCCAGUCGUGGUCAUCCCACAGUCACCGAUUUCUCAAAAUGUUUUUGUGGCUGAUUUUGGACUAAUUACAAUGACAAAUACAUUCCAUAUGAUAACAGAGAGCCAGAGCAACCCCCCACCUGUUAUAGAUUUGAUAACAAUAAAGCUGAGUGAAAUGCGACUCUACAGGUCUCAAUUUAUUAAAGACAAAUAUCAAGAAGUACUGGAUCUGUUAUUGCCAUUAAAUCUUGAAGUGGUUGUGGAGCGAAAUUUAUCCUGGGAGUGGUACCAGGAAGUUCCUUGCUUUAAUGUAAAUGCUCAGCUAAAACCCAUGGAGUUCAUUCUUAGCCAAGAGGACAUAACAACUAUUUUUAAAACUUUGUAUGGCAACAUAUGGUAUGAAGAAGGUGGUAGUGCCGUACCCGCUGCAUCGAAAGAGCAAAGCAGCGAUACUGUCGGAAAUGCUAACGCUCUGUACCCGUCAGAAGGAGCAACCAUGGUGACAGCUGCUGUGGUAGAAGUGCAUUCACGUGCCUCUCAGGUUAAGACGACACUAAACAUGAGUUUCAGAACUGAUUAUCUUACCAUGGUACUAUACAGUCCAGGUCCUGAAGAGACUUGCUUUACAGAUGUUCGUGAUCCUUCUCUGAUACUUGCUGAAUUUAAAUUGGAAAAUAUUAUAAGUACCGCAAAAAUGUACACAGAUGACUCAACAUUCUCUUCUUUCUCAUUAAAAAACUGCAUUUUAGAUGAUAAAAGGCCUCAUGUCAAGAAAGCAACUCCUCGAAUGAUAGGACUGACAGUUGGGUUUGACAAGAAGGACAUGAUGGAUGUCAAGUACAGGAGAGUCAGAGAUAGUUGUGUGACUGAUGCCGUCUUUCAAGAAAUGUAUAUCUGUGCAAGUGUGGAAUUUUUGCUGACCGUUGCCAAUGUCUUUUUUGAGGCCUACACCACAGGCAGUGUUGUAGAAACCAGUGUUCAGUCAUGGACUUCAAAGGAGGAAGUACCUGUACAGCAACCGGAAAAGUGGGAAAUUAAUACUAUUAUUAAAAAUCCUGAAAUUGUGUUUGUGGCUGACAUGACAAAGAAUGAUGCUCCUGCCUUAGUUAUUACAACACAGUGUGAAAUUUGCUGGCGAGGUGACCUUGAAAACAAUACAAUGACUGCUGCCAUUAAAGAUCUUCAAGUGAGGGCAUGCCCAUUUCUUCCAGUCAAGAGAAAAGGCAAAAUCACUACUGUUUUGCAGCCCUGUGAUUUGUUUUAUCAGGCUACUCAGAUAGGUACAGAUCCACAAGUGAUUGAUAUAUCAGUAAAAUCCCUGACACUGAAGGUGUCACCAGUUAUCAUAAAUACCAUGAUCACCAUAACUUCAGCACUUUACACAAACAAGGAAGCUGUCCCCGAAGAAUCAGCGGCUUCUGUAGCACACUUAUGGGAGAUGAUGGACACGAAGAAUCUGAAAAUGUGGUUUCUUGAAGAGUCAAAUGAAAGUGAUAGAAUACCUCCCACAGCUGACUUGGUACCUAAAGGAGAGAAGAUAAAAGUGAACAUCGAUUCCAUCUUUCUAGUUCUCGAGGCUGGAAUUGGCCACAGGACAGUUCCUAUGCUGUUGGCAAAGUCAAGUUUUUCAGGGGAAGGCAAAAACUGGAGUUCCCUAAUAAAUCUCCACUGUCAGCUGGAGCUGGAGGUACAUUAUUACAAUGAAAUGUUUGGUGUAUGGGAGCCUUUGCUUGAACCUUUAGAGAUUGAUCAGACUGAGGAUUUUAGACCAUGGAAGCUUGGAAUCAAGAUGAAAAAGAAAGCAAAACAGGCCAUUGUUGAGUCAGAUACUGAAGAGGAAAACUAUAAAGUACCAGAAUAUAAAACGGUCAUCACUUUCUAUUCAAAAGAUCAAUUAAAUAUUACAUUAUCCAAAUGUGGCCUUGUUAUGUUAAAUAAUUUAGCCCAGGCAUUUACAGAAGCUGCCACUGGCUCUUCAGCUGGCUUCAUAAGGGAUCUAGCACCAUUUAUGAUCGUAAAUUCCCUUGGACUUACUAUCUCUGUUUCACCAAGUGAUUCUUUUAGUGUACUCGGUGUUCCUAUGGCAAAAUCAUAUCUAUUGAAAAACGAGGAGAGUUUAAGUAUGGAUUAUGUCCGAACUAAGGACAAUGAUCACUUCAAUGCAAUGACCAGUCUAAGCAGCAAACUCUUCUUCAUUCUUCUUACACCUGUUAAUCACUCUACUGCCGAUAAGAUUCCUUUAACAAAAGUGGGACGACGUCUGUACACUGUAAGGCACAGAGAGUCGGGAGUUGAAAGAUCUAUCGUUUGUCAGAUCGAUGCAGUAGAAGGAAGUAAGAAGAUAACAAUUCGCUCCCCAGUGCAGAUUAGAAAUCAUUUUUCAGUCCCACUCUGUGUUUAUGAAAAAGACGCUUUAUUGGGAACUGCUUCACCUGAAAAUGAAUUCAACAUACCAUUAGAAUCUUACCGAUCACUCCUUUACCUGAAGCCAGAGGAUGAGGACUAUCAAAUAUGUGAAGCAAUUGACUUUGAAGAAAUUAUAAAAUAUGAUGGAGAGCUUCUAAAGAAGAGAUGUAGAUCUAUAAAUCCUUCGAAGAAAUCAUUUAUCAUGAAUAUUGUCCCAGAAAAAGAUAAUUUGACAUCUUUUUCUGUGUAUUCAGAGGAUGGUUGGGACUUACCAUAUGUACUGCACUUGUGGCCACCUAUCCUACUCCGCAAUCUUCUUCCUUACAAAAUUGCUUAUUAUGUUGAGGGAAUUGAAAAUUCAGUUUUUACUCUCAGCGAAGGACAUUCAGCCCAGAUUUGUACUGUGCAGUUGGAUAAAGCCAGGCUACAUUUAAAAUUACUGGACUACCUUAAUCAUGAUUGGAAAAGUGAAUAUCAUAUAAAACCUAAUCAACAAGAUAUUAGUUUCAUCAGUUUUACAUGUGUUACAGAAAUAGAAAAGACUGAAUUAGAUAUCGCUAUCCAUGUAACUUACAAUACUGGUCAGACAGUCGUGGCAUUUCAUAGCCCUUACUGGAUGGUGAACAAAACUGGUCGCAUGUUACAGUACAAAGCGGAUGGAAUUCAUCGAAAGCAUCCACCUGACUAUAAAAAGCCAGUUCUCUUUUCUUUCCAGCCAAAUCACUUUUUUAAUAACAAUAAGGUUCAGCUUAUGGUGACUGACAGUGAGUUAUCAGACCAGUUUUCAAUCGACACUGUUGGUAGUCAUGGAGCUGUUAAAUGUAAAGGCCCAAACAUGGAAUAUCAAGUUGGUGUUACUAUAGAUCUCAGCAGUUUUAACAUUACCAGAAUUGUGACUUUUACUCCUUUUUAUAUGAUUAAAAACAAGAGCAAAUACCACGUAUCAGUGGCUGAAGAGGGAAAUGAUAAAUGGCUCUCUCUUGAGUUGGAUCAGUGUAUUCCCUUUUGGCCUAUGGAUGCUUCUAGUAAACUUCUUGUUCAAGUUGAAGGGAGUGAAGAUCCUCCCAAAAGGAUAUAUUUUAACAAGCAAGAGAAUUGUAUUUUAUUGCGCCUGCAUAAUGAGCUUGGAGGUAUUAUAGCAGAGGUUCAUUUGGCUGAGCAUUCUACAGUUAUUACAUUUUCAGAUUAUCAUGACGGAGCAGCUACAUUUCUGUUAAUAAAUCACACCAAGAGCGACCUUGUUCAGUACAAACAAAGUUCUCUCAGCGACAUAGAAGAUUCCCUCCCUCCUGGAAAAGCAGUGUUUUACACAUGGGCUGAUCCAGUGGGCUCCAGAAAGCUGAAGUGGAGAUGUGGGAAAAGCCAUGGCGAAGUAACACAAAAGGACGAUAUGAUGACACCUAUAGAAUCGGGGAAAAAAACUAUUUAUUUAGUUUCAUUCUUUGAAGGCUUACAGCGCAUUAUUUUAUUCACUGAAGAUCCAAGGGUAUUUAAAGUAACAUAUGAAAGUGAGAAAGCAGAGUUAGCUGAACAAGAAAUUGGAUUGUCAUUACAAGAUGUUGGAAUUUCUCUUGUCAACAAUUAUACAAAGCAAGAAGUAGCCUAUAUAGGCAUUACAAGCUCUGAUGUGGUUUGGGAGACAAAGCUCAAGAAGAAGGCAAGAUGGAAGACAAUGAGUGUAAAGCACACUGAGAAGUUAGAAAAAGAAUUUAAGGAAUAUACUGAAUCCUCACCUUCAGAAGAUAAGGUUAUUGAAUUGGACACCAACAUUCCGGUUCGCUUAACACCUAGUGGUAAUAACAUGAAAAUUCUGCAACCACACGUAGUAGCUAUACGAAGAAAUUAUCUUCCAGCAUUAAAAGUGGAAUAUAGCACCUCUGCACAUCAGUCAUCAUUUAGAAUACAGAUUUACAGAAUACAGAUCCAGAACCAGAUACAUGGUGCUAUAUUUCCAUUUGUGUUUUAUCCGGUUAAGCCUCCAAAGUCAGUCACCAUGGAUUCAGCACCAAAGCCCUUCACAGAUGUCAGCAUUGUCAUGAGAUCUGCAGGACAUUCCCAGAUAUCACGUAUUAAGUAUUUCAAAGUGUUGAUUCAAGAAAUGGAUUUGAGAUUGGAUCUUGGGUUUGUCUAUGCUUUAGCAGACCUUGUAACAGAAGCUGAGACGACUGAAAACACAGAGGUUGAACUUUUUCAUAAAGAUAUAGAAGCUUUCAAAGAAGAUUAUAAAACAGAUUCAUUAGUAGAUCAAUCACAAGUCAGUCUCUAUGAAUAUUUUCAUAUAUCUCCUAUUAAGUUACAUUUAAGUGUCUCACUGAGUUCGGGUAGAGAAGCAGCUAAAGAUCCAGAACAGCAUAGAGGACUGAUUCCACUUCAUUCUUUAAAUCUUUUGCUGAAGAGUAUUGGUGCCACUCUGACAGAUGUGCAAGAUGUAGUUUUUAAGCUUGCAUUUUUUGAACUCAAUUACCAGUUCCAUACAACAUCUGAACUACAGUCUGAAGUAAUCAGGCACUAUUCAAAACAGGCCAUUAAACAGAUGUAUGUACUCAUUCUUGGACUUGAUGUUUUGGGAAAUCCCUUUGGGUUGAUUAGAGAAUUUUCUGAAGGUGUAGAAGCAUUUUUUUAUGAACCUUAUCAGGGAGCCAUCCAAGGUCCGGAGGAGUUUGUAGAGGGAAUGGCACUGGGACUUAAGGCACUGGUUGGUGGAGCUGUUGGUGGAUUAGCUGGUGCUGCCUCCAAAAUCACCAGUGCUAUGGCCAAAGGUGUAGCAGCUAUAACUAUGGACGAAGACUUCCAACAGAAGAGAAGAGAAGCCAUGAAUAAGCAACCAGCUGGACUUAGAGAAGGGAUCACACGUGGAGGAAAAGGCUUAGUUUCUGGCUUUGUAAGUGGCAUAACAGGAAUUGUUACAAAACCCAUCAAAGGAGCUCAAAAAGAAGGAGCAGCUGGCUUCUUUAAAGGUGUUGGGAAAGGUUUAGUUGGAGCAGUGGCGAGGCCAACUGGCGGCAUCAUAGACAUGGCCAGCAGCACAUUUCAGGGAAUAAAGAGAGCUACAGAGACUUCUGAAGUGGAAAGUCUGCGACCUCCUCGGUUCUUUAAUGAAGAUGGAGUUAUCAGGCCUUACAGGUUGAGAGAUGGCACUGGAAAUCAAAUGUUGCAGGUCAUGGAAAAUGGAAGAUUUGCAAAAUACAAAUAUUUCACGCAUGUCAUGAUCAAUAAAACAGACAUGUUAAUGAUAACCAGACGUGGUAUAUUGUUUGUAACAAAGGGAACAUUUGGACAGCUUACAUGUGAAUGGCAAUAUAGUUUUGAUGAAUUUACCAAAGAGCCAUUCAUUGUUCAUGGGAGAAGACUGCGCAUUGAAGCAAAGGAACGGGUGAAGUCUGUAUUUCAUGCCAAAGAGUUUGGAAAAAUAGUUAACUUCAAGACUCCAGAGGAUGCUAGGUGGAUCCUCACAAAGCUAGAAGAAGCAAGAGAGCCUUCUCCAAACCUCUGAUGAAUAACACUGCUGAAGACUCACAGAAAUACUUCGCUGCAGCUUCUGUAAUAAUACCUUUCAAACCUUUUUGGGAACCAUGUCACAGAAUAUAAUGGGUAUUCUAGAAGCUCAAAAAAACUAAUCAGGAUCAGGUAAAACAGCUAAGUGAUUAAAAUAGCUCAAUUCUUUGGAGAUCCAUUCAGGCUUCCUACUUGAUCUAUACCUUGGCUGUAACUCUCAUUUUAUAAAAGAAGAAGCAUUUCUUUUAUGAAUCUGGUUUUCUCUGCAGCAGUAGAGAGGUUGUCCAUACGAGGUCUCCACAUGGAGCCAAGCUUAAUGUUCCUAGUGCACCUUUUAAACUUCGGCCGUGCUUGCUGCAGACUGCUGAGUGAUGGGCCAUGAUCAACUCAACCCGCCUCAGUGGGUGGAGAGAACUUUGGUGGUGAUUUCCUCAGAAUCAUGAAAUUCUUUUUACAAAUAAAUAUUUUGGUAUUACUUUUCUUAUUUUUUAAUAAUGGAUAGGUUUCAAUUAUACUUAGAAUGCACAGCAUGAUUAUGAAAACAGCCUCUUUUUUACGUAACAUAUAACAUAGAUGGAAUAAUAUCCAUUCAAGCCUCACCUUAAGAAAGGCUUGAAAGACCUGAUUCUCAUACUCAGAGAGAAAGUCCCUCUCACAACGUCAGAGCCUUAGAAAUACUUUCUCUAGCCAACUCUAUGGGUUCUGCUUGGUUUACCCAGUUUCUGUUUUUAAUAGAGUGUUGAUUUCAAAGGAAAAUUCCUAAAGCCUUACAAUACUCUCCACAUACUGGUAACAGGAAAUAAAAUUUCCAGCAUCAUAGAUAUAAAGAUAUGCUUCAGAACAGACAGCCGCUCCGUAAGUAAACGUACGUCCUCCGAAAGCCUCACCCAGUGACCGGUCCUAUUGGCAGCAGACUGAGAAUUUCGUGUUUCCUUUCUCUACAGCUCAGAAUCACUCUUAAAUGCACAGCUCAUGAGAUCAAGGGUCAUGGGCUGCACAUUAGCAAAAUAAGGACCUCGGUUUUCUUUUUUCCUUGGUUUUUGUCCAAGAUCUUUGCACCUUAAUAUUAAUGGAUUGUUUCACAUGAAAAAGGAUGAAUAUGUGAUUGUGAACUCUGAAGAGGAUGAUAAAGUAUCUUGUUUAAUUAUUGAGUAUUCAAUGCAUGUUGGAUGUGCCACCAAAUUAUUAUGAACUGUUUUUGGAAUUGGAGAUUCUGUAUAGUAAAUGGUUUUGAAAUUCUCCCCGGGCUCCUCAAACCCUUGCUUUGUUGUAAAAGCUAAAAUAAACAGCAUGCCAGAC
Tupaia belangeri chinensis (Chinese tree shrew) is the source of this 10717-nucleotide messenger RNA. RefSeq names its product vacuolar protein sorting 13 homolog A (gene VPS13A). The record is from RefSeq and is a predicted model, not a curated record. Lineage: Eukaryota; Metazoa; Chordata; Mammalia; Scandentia; Tupaiidae. Gene Ontology annotation, biological process: autophagy; protein retention in Golgi apparatus; protein targeting to vacuole.